Labrus mixtus (cuckoo wrasse) is the source of this 2281-nucleotide messenger RNA. RefSeq names its product tripartite motif containing 35-13 (gene trim35-13). The transcript is spliced from 6 exons. The coding region runs from base 1 to 1410 and encodes 469 amino acids. The record is from RefSeq and is a predicted model, not a curated record. Gene Ontology annotation, molecular function: zinc ion binding; protein binding. NCBI's taxonomy places the organism in Eukaryota, Metazoa, Chordata, Actinopteri, Labriformes, Labridae.
AUGGCCACCAGACGUGUUCAUCUUGAGGAUGACCUUUCCUGUCCAAUUUGUGGACAUAUUCUUAGUCAGCCUGUGGUGCUCACGUGCAGGCAUAGAUUUUGUAAAUCCUGUCUGAAUGACAGCUGGGGGGUACAAGGCAGUGGGGAUUCACACUACUGUCCUCUGUGCUGGCGCCGUUCCUCCAUGGAUCAAAUAGUGGUAAACACCGUGCUGGAAAAGUCCUGUGAAUCUUUCAAGAAGGACAGGAGCAAGAACGACCCAGAGGCUUGUAAGGAGCAUGGAGAGAGGCUUACUCUGUUCUGUUUGGAGGAUUUGGAGCCAAUCUGUGGGGUGUGUGGGAAAGCAGCCACACACAAAGGACACAAGCUCUAUCCCAUUGGGGAAGGUGCCCUAGACUGUAAGGAGGAACUGAGGAGUGCGCUACUGCCUUUUAAAGAGAAGCUGCAGCUGUACAAGAAGGUGAAAAUGGCCUGUGAGGAAAUGGCAGAACAUGUCAAGAACCAGGCUGAGCACACUGAAACACAGAUCAAAGAAGAAUUUGAAGCCCUGCACCAUUUCCUGAAAGAGCAGGAGGCUGCCAGACUUUCUGUUUUAAAGGCUGAGGAGGAGCAGAAGAAUCUGAUGAUUAACCAGAGGAUUGAGGAGAUGAGCAAUGACAUGACAUCUAUCUCCAACAUCAUCAGAUUGGUGGAGAAGGAGAUGAACUCUCAAGAUGUCCCGUUUCUCAAGAACUACAAGGAAACGAUAAGGAGAACCUGGCAAACUUCCCCUGAUCCACAUGCCAUUUCUGAUGCUCUGAUUGAUGUGGCCAAACACUUGGGCUCUCUGAAACAUAAAGUGUGGGAGAAGAUGAAGGGUAUUAUUAAAUACAAUCCUGUGGUUCUAGACCCAAACACAGCAGCUAGCUGCUUCAUCAUCUCAGAGGAUCUCACAGUUGUGCAGAACAGCACACAGAUUUUCAAGCUGCCGGACAACCCGGAGCGCUUCGACAUCAGUGCUGAGUUGCUGGCUGCAGAGGGAUAUACUUCUGGACGCCACUGCUGGGAUGUGGAGGUGAAGCACAACACUUACUGGGUGGUGGGAGUGGCAAGUGAUUCCAUCAACAGGAAGGGGAAGCAUGUGCUGACACCAGCCGAGGGAUUCUGGUCUAUAAGGUUUCGCAACGGAGAGCAUAAGGCCUGCACUGCACCAUGGGAGCCACUGGACAUGACUAAAAAGCCUGAUGUCAUAAGAAUAGUUUUGGACAUGGACCGAGGCAAGGUGACCUUCUAUGACCCUGACGAGCGAAAACCUCUUUACACCUUCACAGGCGUCGUCACACCCAAAGCCUUUCCUUACUUCUGCACUGCCUGCAAAGAGCAUCCACUGAAAAUCCUUCCCACAAGGACCUUCUUGUCAACAGACAACUGAUUCAGAAUGUAGACAUGUUGUCUACAACGUAGAAUCCACUGAUAAUGAAGGGCUGCUCAUGCUUGCAAAGGUUAUAUCGUUUUUUUUUACGUUUUUUUUAAAGAGACUACUGAGGAAAAUCACAGCACUACAUUUCCAAGGAUUUUUUCUUUUUCUAUGAAGGACAUCACACACAGUGUGUUUUAAAAUAUUUAAUUUGAGUUACAACAAAAAAUUUAAUCUGGGGGAUCAGAAAUUGUGAAUAGCUUCACACCCUUUAACAUCUAUAUAUUACAACUCAGACAAUAUUUAAAUUUAUUACAGAAAAUGGCAGUCACUAUAUGUGACUCAGCUUUGCAUGAGACAAAAUCCCUACUUCCACAAUCGUUUGAGCUUCUCUCUAAAAAUAAAAAUGAAACACAGAUUUUUAGCUUUAUGUAAGGCACAUACAGUAACAGUUUUCAUGUUUCUGAACACCUGGGACACGGUUAGUCAGAGGCUCAGAUAUGACAAGUUAGAUUAGUUUUCAAUUGUAUAAAAAAAAGACUCUACGGUUAGUGUUUGACCUAGUAGCCACAUUUACUGCAUGUUCAAAUUGGGUCUUUUAGCCACAUCCAAAAAACUGCAGUAACUCCAUAGCUUCACACUAAAGUAUUGCUUCAACCUUUGUGGAUAUUCCUGCAGCGUAAGUCAUACAUGGGUUAUCCCCUGUAACAGUUUUACUUGAUACUGUCCCUUACUGUCCUUACCAACUUAUUGUAAUAUGUUUGCUGUUUCAAAUGGGUUGUGAGAAAAACCCACUUUAUGUGCGGUGAUGCUCAAAGGCUUUUUGAGGUGUUCGUAUAUCAGUUAAAAAAAGAAGUUAUUACAAAGAAUAAAUGUCUUCACAUUA